AUGAUCGCGGUAUCUGAUUUAGAACUCAUUGACAACAUAUUGAAAUGGAACGGUACCACCCAAACAGAAACCGUAUUACUUAUAGAAAAUAUAAAAGAAAAAGAUUUCAACACAACGGACAACAUGUAUGACAUAAUAAGGACUGUAGAUGACAAAGUUCCGAGUAUAUUCUGCAACAAUUCCAGCAAAAGUGAUAAAUCUAUAAACAAUGUUACAGAUUUCAGUGGUAUGUGCUCGAACGACUAUGACGUGUUCGAAAAGACUGUGGUGACAAUUCUAUUCCUGCUGAUAGUAGUAACAGUUAUAGGAAAUACUUUGAUAAUAUCAGCUGUAGUGACUACGAAAAGACUUAGAACUGUUACGAAUUGCUUUGUUACGAGUUUGGCUGCGGCGGAUCUUCUGGUUGGCAUAUUUGUUAUGCCACCGGCUAUCGCAGUGCAUAUAAGCGGAAAAUGGGAGCUUGGAUGGAUCCUGUGCGACAUCUGGAUAAGUCUGGACAUCCUCCUCUGCACCGCGUCAAUACUGUCCCUCUGUGCUAUAAGCAUUGACAGAUACCUCGCCGUCACCAGGCCUCUAACCUACUCAAGACGGAGAAGAUCCAAGAAGCUGGCUUUAACUAUGAUCUUCUUCGUCUGGAUAUCUGCUGGCACUAUCACUUGCCCACCUAUGUUUGGAUGGUAUGAACCAGAUCACAACCAAGGGGGCGUCUGUCGCUACAACCAGAACCCUGGCUACGUGGUAUUCUCCGCCAUGGGUUCCUUCUUCCUGCCCAUGAUCGUAAUGGUGUACGUCUAUGCAAGAAUAUCCUGUGUGGUGGCAAGACGGCAUCAUCAGUUGGCUAGUUCGUCUUCCAAAUGUGGCAAGAAAUCGAACUUAUCCUGUAUACGGACGGAAUCAGACUCCGGUUCAGACAAGCUGUCUUUAAGACACAACACCUCCAAACAGCCAUCCAAGACUUCUACUGCCCUCAGUGAGACUUCUUUGCAGAGCGAACAGCGCUGUCCUUGCUGUUUUCGCAGUGACAAACGACGUCAAUCGAAAUUCAGGUCCAGCCAAGAAAAGGAAUCACGCUUCUAUGACGUCACAUUCAAAUCCAACUUCAAAUACAAAGGCACUAACACGCAUUCCUGUCACAGAAGCUACUCGGUCAAAGAGCAUAUGGAGAACCGGGUGUCCUCUCUACGAAGGGAAACCAAAACUGCUCAAACAUUAAGCUUUGUUGUAGGCGGCUUUAUAGCUUGCUGGUUACCAUUCUUCUUAUACUACUUACUUACACCUUUUAUACCCACUAGUUACGUUAAUUCAGUGUUAAUGUACGUUUUAACUUGGUUAGGCUGGUUCAAUUCGGCAAUCAAUCCAUUUAUAUAUGCCUUUUACUCGCCCGAUUUCAGAAUGGCGUUUUGGAGGCUCACUAUCAAAAAGUGUAAGCGGAGCAAGCGUAAGAAUUAA
This is a messenger RNA of Pararge aegeria (speckled wood butterfly), 1449 nucleotides long. RefSeq names its product octopamine receptor 1-like (gene TAR2). The transcript is spliced from 5 exons. Gene Ontology annotation, cellular component: membrane. Bases 1 to 1449 code for a protein of 482 amino acids. NCBI's taxonomy places the organism in Eukaryota, Metazoa, Arthropoda, Insecta, Lepidoptera, Nymphalidae. Gene Ontology annotation, molecular function: G protein-coupled receptor activity. Gene Ontology annotation, biological process: adenylate cyclase-activating adrenergic receptor signaling pathway. The record is from RefSeq and is a predicted model, not a curated record.